This is a messenger RNA of Galeopterus variegatus (Sunda flying lemur), 1581 nucleotides long. RefSeq names its product corneodesmosin (gene CDSN). The record is from RefSeq and is a predicted model, not a curated record. Gene Ontology annotation, molecular function: protein homodimerization activity. Gene Ontology annotation, biological process: cell-cell adhesion; skin morphogenesis. The transcript has 2 exons. NCBI's taxonomy places the organism in Eukaryota, Metazoa, Chordata, Mammalia, Dermoptera, Cynocephalidae. The coding region runs from base 1 to 1581 and encodes 526 amino acids.
AUGGGCUCCUCUCGGGCACCCCGGAUGGGGCGUGUGGGAGGGCGAGGGAUGAUGGCAUUGCUGCUGGCUGGUCUCCUCCUGCCAGGGACCUUGGCUAAGAGCAUCGGGACCUUCUCAGACCCUUGUAAGGAUCCCACACGUAUCACCUCCCCCAAUGACCCCUGUGUCACUGGGAAGGGUGGCUCUAGUAGCCACAGUGUCUCCAGCAGUUACAGCAGCUCCAUUUCCAGUUCCAGUGGCUCCAGUGUUGGCUCUGGUGGUGGCUCCAGUGGUUCUGGUGUCUCCGGUGCUGGCUCCAGUGGAUCCAGUGCCGCCCAGGGUAGUUCUUCAGGAUCUUCGGCAUUUAAGCCAGGAACAGGGUAUUCGCAGACCAGCUACUCCUCCGGAUCUGGCUCUAGUCUACAAGGUGCAUCCAGCAGUUCCCAGUCAGGAAGCAGCAGUUCCCAGUCGGGAAUCACCAACUACCAAGCAGGGCAUGGCUCCGCUCUACCAACCAACGCUGAUUCUUCCCGCUUGUUAAUAAGCUCUUCCCAGUCUGGAGGAAGCUCCUCCAUUUCCCAAAGCUAUGGGAUGUCCAGCAGCAGUGGCCAAAAGGUCAGCUCCAACCUGCGUCCCUGUAGUUCCGACAUCCCCGACUCUCCCUGCAGUGGGGGGCCUAUCGUCUCACACUCUGGCUCCUACAUCUCCAGCUCCCACUCUGUGUCAGGGGGCCAGAGGCCUGUGGUGGUGGUAGUAGAGCAGCAUGGCUCUGGUGGCCCUGGAGUGGUUCAAGGUGCCCCCUGUAGCAGUGGAGGCCUUCCAGGCAAGCCCUGCCCCCCCAUCACCUCUGUAGACAAAUCCUAUGGUGGCUAUGAGGUGGUGGGUGGCUCCUCUAAUAGUUAUCUGGUCCCAGGCAUGACCUACAGUGGAGGUAAAAUCUACCCUGUGGGCUACUUCACCAAAGAUAACCCUGUCAAAGGCUCUCCAGGGGUGCCCUCCUUUGCAGCUGGGCCCCCAAUCUCGGAGGGCAAAUACUUCUCCAGCAACCCCAUCGUCCCCAGCCAUGGCUCUUCCAGUUCCAGCGUCUACCAGUCGGGAGCUUCCUCAGCCAUCGUGUUCCAGCCAGUGGGCUCUGGCGGGGUCCAGCCCUGUGGGGUUGGUUUCACAGGCUCUAAGGGGCCCUGCUCCCCCUCCAGUUCUAGAGUCCACAGCAGUUCUAGCAUUUCCGUCAAUUCUGGGUCAUCCUCCCAUCCCUGUGGCAGUGCUUCCCAGGGGCCCUGCUCCCCAUCAGGCACCGGCUCCUUCAGCGGCAGCUCCAGUUCCCAAUCCGGUGGCAAAAUCAUCCUUCAGCCUUGUGGCAGCAAGUCCAGCUCUUCUGGUCAUCCUUGCACUUCUGUCUCCUCCUCGACAUUGAGCGGGGGUCCUGACGGCUCUCCCCAACCUGAUCCUUCUGCUGGUGCCAAGCCCUGUGGCCCCAGCAGCUCUGGAAGGAUUCCCUGCCGCUCCAUCCGGGACGUCCUGGCCCAAGUGAAGCCCCUGGGGCCCCAGCUUGCUGACCCUGAAGUUUUCCUUCCCCAGGGAGGGUUACUUGAUAGUCCAUAA